UGAAAAUACAGUUUUAAUGAUUUCACAUGAAGUUUGUAUUAAUACUUAUUAAGAGCUUGUAUUAAUAAAAUAAAAUAUUAAAUCAAUUUUUUUUUUUCUGAUUAAAUAAAAUGACCUAGUUUUUUUUUUAUGAAUAUUAUUGUUAGCUAUAGAUAAUGUGUUAUAUGUGUACAAAUUUUGUUGGUUUUAAUGUAUGUAAAAUAACCUAUCUAUUAAACUCUUACUAACGUUUACUAUGACUACAAAAAAAAAUAAAGGUGGCAUUGGAGCAAAUGUUCGAUUCCAGCCAUCUGAUCACAGACAAUCAAGAAAAUCACAAGCUGAAUUUGAUUCAUCUUCUAAUCGUCGUCCCUUAAUUCCAGCUGUUUUAACUGCAUCUCUUAUAGCUAUUAUUUGUUCAUUAUGUUACCGAGGUUACUUAGACACUCAUUAUGCGGUAAAUUCUCCAUUUCGAGGACCAAAAGUUACAAAAAAAGAUUCAGAUCCAGUGCUAUGGGGAACCUUUAGACCUGGUCAAUAUUUAGGCCUUAGAACCAAAGAACCUAAAGAUUUAGGAUCUGUGAAUGCAGGAUUAAUGUGGUAUAACAGUGAUGAAUUGUUGAGUAAAGGUCCUAAUGUAAUUCGAUACGAUUGUGAAAAUAGAGGUGACAUAAAAUAUGGAUAUAUUGAACAUGAUACUUGUAAUUAUGGUUUACAAGUUAUAGAAGAAUUAAAUGAAAUUUCUGGUGAAGUCAAAUUUAGAAUAAAUACAACAUUUCUAAGACCCGAUCAUAAUAAUAAAAAAGACUGGACAGUAAGAGUUAAUUAUGAAAAAAAAAAAUUUAAUAAUGAUGCUAUAUCAUUUAUAUGGUAUACUAUAAUUGAUCCAGGAGAUGAAAAUGCAAAAUCACUAAGUACUGAUGAUUACGAAUUACAAUUAAAAAAACUAUUAUCAGGACAUGUUUUAGCUAAAAUAAAUGGUCGAACUCCUAGUUUAGGAGAUUUUAAAAUGUCUGUCAUAUUUGAUAAUGAAAACAUAAAUGAUUUAAAAUCUUCCAUUCAUCUAAGCGUUGGUCGAACACAAUGUAAUUCUAUGGCUGAUUUAAAAAAAUGUCUUAUACAAGGCUUAAUGGCAGUUGAAAAUCAAAAAUAUAAUCAAGUACAUCAGGUAGUAUUAACUGAAAAAAAUGAAUCAAAUGAUAUGAAGAAUUUGGUGGCUAUUCAAAUAACGUUAUAUUCUCAAACUGGUAGUUUUGAUAUUGUUUAUCAACAAAAUCACAACUUAAAUCCAUUUUUAACUGGAAAGAAAUUUACAGAAAUAGCUUCAUUGUAUAGUAUGAAAUUUUAUGAAAAAUUUAAUCGUGUUUUUAAAUUGGAAAAUUAUCCUCAAGAGUAUAUUCUAUUUGCUCGUUCAACAUUUAGUCAAAUGGCUGGUAGUAUUGGUUAUUUUUAUGGUAACAGUUUAGUCAAAGAUGAAGAAUUGUCUAAAUCAAAUGAUGAUUCUGCAAUUCUACGUUAUUGGAAAUCACCAUUAUUAACAUCUGUUCCUAGUAGAUCUCAGUUUCCUCGGGGGUUUUUGUGGGAUGAUGGUUUCCAUGGGUUAUUGUUAUCUAAAUGGAGUACAGAUUUAGAGCUAGAUAUAGUUAGUCAUUGGCUUGAUACAAUGAAUUGUCGUGGUUGGAUACCAAGAGAACAGAUAUUAGGAUCUGAAGCAAGAGCAAGAGUGCCUAGUGAGUUCAUUGUACAAAGCUCAACAGCUGCAAAUCCACCAGCUCUUCUUUUAACAAUAGAGUCUAUUUUGGAUAAAUUAGAAGAUAGAGGUCGAUUUAGAGAAGAAAAUUAUCUAAAACACAGAGAAGUAUUGAAUAGAAUGUGGCCACGGUUACGUGCAUGGUAUUCUUAUUUUAAUGACACUCAAGGAGCUCAUAAGUAUUCAAAUAAUGAAUUUUUAGGUUAUAAAUGGUAUGGGCGUGAUACAAAUUCACCAUAUGAAUUAAAUCCAAAAACUUUAACAAGUGGUAUGGAUGAUUACCCUAGAUCAUCAAACCCAGAAAAUUCUAAAUUUUCAAAUGAUAAAAAAUUAAAAUUUCUAGAAUUUGAAAGACAUUUAGAUUUGUUUUGUUGGAUGUCACGUGCAACACGUAUAAUGUACAGAUUAGGAACAUAUUUAAAUUUAGAAAAUAAAGAAGAUCUAGAAGCCAUUGAAAACUAUAGAGAAUUUUACCAAAUAUUAGUUUCUAAUUUAGAUCGUUUACAUUGGGCUGACAGUAGUUCAAUUUAUGCAGACUAUGGGUUACACACUGAUAAAGUCGAAUUAAGACGGACACAAACAAAACAUGGAACCUUUGAAUUUAAGAGAUUUGUAUUAGAGGAACCUAAAUGGAUGUAUGUAGAUAAACACCCUGGCUAUAACAGCUUAUUUCCACUAUUAAUGAGAAUUGUUCCAUCAAAGAAAAAACUAAAUGCAAUUUUAGAUCUAAUUGAAAGUGAUUUACUAACAGAGAGUUGUGGUUUAAGAUCAUUAAGUAAAAGAUCUAACAUGUAUAACAAAUACAAUACAGAACAUGACCCACCAUAUUGGAGGGGCCAAGUUUGGAUUAAUAUUAAUUUCUUAACACUUGGCUCUCUUAAUUAUUACAUGGGAGAAAAUAGUAAUAUUUUUGAUUUAGAUGAUUCCAUUGAUAUAGAUAAAGAAACACGUUUAAGAUGUCGUGAAUUAUACAAUAAGUUAAAGAAUGAUGUAGUAAAUUGUAUUUUCCAAGAAUGGAAACGGACAGGCUAUGUGUGGGAAAGGUAUAGUGAUAAUUUAGAAGAAGUUUGGGAAGUAAAUAAAGAGAAUAAUGGAAAGCAAAAACGUAAAUUAGUUCACAAAGGUAUUGGAACUAGACCUUUUACUGGAUGGUCAGCAACCGUUGUACUUAUGAUGGCUGAACUUUAUUAAAUUCAGUUACUUCAUUAACAGAAUGUUAUUUUUUUGUAUUACUAUUUUAAUCAGAAAUAAAUUCUAUUUAAUACAUUUUA
Daktulosphaira vitifoliae (grape phylloxera) is the source of this 3000-nucleotide messenger RNA. RefSeq lists its product as uncharacterized. The transcript is spliced from 5 exons. The record is from RefSeq and is a predicted model, not a curated record. Gene Ontology annotation, cellular component: endoplasmic reticulum membrane. Gene Ontology annotation, biological process: oligosaccharide metabolic process; protein N-linked glycosylation. Gene Ontology annotation, molecular function: Glc3Man9GlcNAc2 oligosaccharide glucosidase activity. The coding region runs from base 236 to 2920 and encodes 894 amino acids. Lineage: Eukaryota; Metazoa; Arthropoda; Insecta; Hemiptera; Phylloxeridae.